GGCAGAUCAUCGCCUGUUGUUGCCCUCUGCUUCCUACUGUGUACAGAUGUAUGCUGAGAAAGUUGUGACAGAGGGGAAGAUGGGGAGCAGGGGGAUCUCCCUGACCUGUGUGUUGACCCCCUGCCGUGUGAUCGGAGUGUGUGUGAUGCUGAUGACCUUGGGAGCCAUUGGAGCAGCCGUCUGGGCCGUAGUUACGUAUUGCACAAUGGAGGAAGACACGGGACUGUAUGAUGUCCAGGUGAAUUCUGCUGACCAGCAUCUCAGAGUCUUCGACUCCGCCCAGAGGAGGUGGCGUCAGGUGUGUUCUUCCUCAGCCAAUGAGCUGCUAGCUAGCAUCAGCUGUGAAGAAGUGGGCUUUGUCAGUGUGGUGAAUUACUCAGUCACGUCAGUGCCAGAGGCCAGUGGAGAUGGUGGGGAGUUCUUCUGUGUCAGACAGGAAGAGCUCAGCUACGGCAAGAAAAUCAAAGACUCAUUGUUCCCAUGUGACUGUGAGAGCAGGGAGGUCCUCACGCUGUUGUGUCAAGACUGUGGCAGGCGUAGUUUUGCAGCAGACCGUAUAGUUGGUGGUGUGGAUGCCAGACAGGGCAGUUGGCCUUGGCAGGUCAGCUUGCAGUACGAUGGAGUUCAUCAAUGUGGAGGAUCUAUUAUCUCAAACCGCUGGAUUGUCUCAGCAGCUCACUGCUUUCCAGAGCGGUAUCGCUUUGUUAAUCGCUGGCGUGUGCUGCUGGGCUCCAUCUAUAAUAAACCAGUCAACGCUAACGUGGCAGAGGUGAAGACCAUCGUUUACCACAGCAGCUACCUGCCUUUUGUAGAUGCUAACAUUGAUGACAACAGCAGGGACAUCGCCGUAUUGGCCCUCACCCAGCCCCUCACUUUCAACGAAUACAUCCAGCCCAUUUGCCUGCCAGCGUACGGUCAAAGGCUGAUAGAUGGGCAGAUGGGAACAGUAACAGGCUGGGGAAAUGUAGGUUACUAUGGUCAUCUUGCAGAUGUUCUCCAGGAAGCCAACGUCCCCAUCAUCAGUGACACUGUCUGUAACGCUCCUGAUUACUAUGACAAUCAGAUCACCACCAGCAUGUUCUGUGCUGGUUAUGAGAAAGGAGGCACUGAUGCCUGCCAGGGAGACAGUGGCGGCCCUUUUGUGGCAGACGACUGCCUGUCUAAGACCAGUCGGUAUCGUCUGCUGGGGGUGGUCAGCUGGGGAACGGGCUGCGCCAUGGCCAAGAAACCUGGUGUCUACACCAGAGUGUCCCGAUUUCUGCCCUGGAUAUCUACGGCCAUGAGGAACUAUCACAACGCACCGGGGGUUCAUAAAAUGGCCCGGACAUGAGAGUCCUGCUCCCGUGUUUCUACUUUUCUACUCUCGGAUGAAAACAGACCUCGUAGAUGUCA
Chelmon rostratus (copperband butterflyfish) is the source of this 1392-nucleotide messenger RNA. It is a transcript of the gene hpn, whose product is annotated as hepsin. The record is from RefSeq and is a predicted model, not a curated record. The coding region runs from base 47 to 1330 and encodes 427 amino acids. The transcript is spliced from 12 exons. Gene Ontology annotation, biological process: proteolysis. NCBI's taxonomy places the organism in Eukaryota, Metazoa, Chordata, Actinopteri, Chaetodontiformes, Chaetodontidae. Gene Ontology annotation, cellular component: membrane. Gene Ontology annotation, molecular function: serine-type exopeptidase activity; serine-type endopeptidase activity.